Messenger RNA from Pichia kudriavzevii, 1212 nucleotides. RefSeq lists its product as uncharacterized. The record is from RefSeq and is a predicted model, not a curated record. Lineage: Eukaryota; Fungi; Ascomycota; Pichiomycetes; Pichiales; Pichiaceae. Gene Ontology annotation, biological process: negative regulation of transcription by RNA polymerase II. Bases 1 to 1212 code for a protein of 403 amino acids. Gene Ontology annotation, molecular function: histone deacetylase binding. Gene Ontology annotation, cellular component: Sin3-type complex. The transcript has a single exon.
AUGGAACCACCUUCAAUGUUGCAGCACAAGGAGCUUCCCUCAAGCGAUGCAGAAACAGACCGUAUGGAAGGGAUCGAUGAACGAGAGAGUCAGCUUGAACAGUUAGCUGAGGCGCAAGAGAACAAAAGAAAGAGAAAUUCGGAAAGUGAUGAUGUAGCUGGAAAAAAGGCCAAAGUAGAAGACCAGAAGGAAACGGAUGGGACUGAAGAGAACAAAGAGCCAGAGGGAAGAUGCUCUGGAAAAGAUUCUGCCCAAAUAGAAGUAAAACAUGAAAAAACGUACAUCCAAGGAGGUGCUGAUAACAAUGAACAAACAAGUGUAGAAGAAGGGAAACAUGAAAACAAAAAGCAAAUUGAAGACGGAACAGCCAAAAAGGAAGAAGAAGUUGCUGCUGAUGGCAAUGAUGAAGAGGAAGAGGAGGAAGAGGAGGAAGAUGGUGAUGACGAUGAGGAAGGUGAAGGGGGAAGAAAAGGAGCAGAAGGAGAACUGCAAAAUAACGUAAAAGAACGGGACAAUGACGCAAAUGAACAUCAAGUGGAGAGGAAAAACAAAGGACUUGAGGAGAGAGAGAUGAAUCGGGUCAAUGCAGUUAAUGAUUUGAAAGAGAUUGAAAUCCUAUUUGCACAGCUGAAGGAUAAACUCUAUGAGACACAACUGACAAAGCUUGAGUUCGAAUUAAAAUUGUGUGAGAAUAACCAACAUCCAGAACUAUUAGACUACAUGAGAAUGAUUGAUGAGGAUUUCAAAAAGAAAACAGAGAGGUUAAUGAACCUGCAAAAAUAUCAAUUGAAAACAUUAGAUAACCAAACUAGAGCAACAAGGGUUGCAAUUCAUCAACAAUUCAUGAAGCUACGACAAGAUAUCAAACAAGAAGAAGUUGUGAAAAUUACUACCGAUUGGUACGACAUCAAUAAGGAGAGAAGAGUUUUGGACAUGCAAGCCAUGGGAUUACCUGAGUAUUAUCAGUACAACAGGAGCAUCAAUAGCUACAACAUUCAGCAAUAUAUACCAUCUCUAAUAAAUCAAAGGAAUUCAACGUACAGAGAGCUUGCUAAAAUACAGGGACUCAUCAACUACAAGGAGAUGUUUCCAAGUUCCUUGAAUAACCUAAAGGGAUGCACGAGAGAUGAGCUUGACGAAGAUUUGAAGGAUUUAGGGCUAUUUAAAAACGGCACCGCCAAAAAAAACUCAGCCACAGACAAUAGUGUAUAG